Messenger RNA from Arabidopsis thaliana (thale cress), 2182 nucleotides. RefSeq names its product WPP domain interacting protein 2 (gene WIP2). Gene Ontology annotation, cellular component: nuclear envelope; nuclear membrane. The coding region runs from base 455 to 1984 and encodes 509 amino acids. The record is from RefSeq and is marked reviewed. NCBI's taxonomy places the organism in Eukaryota, Viridiplantae, Streptophyta, Magnoliopsida, Brassicales, Brassicaceae. The transcript has 2 exons.
GGUUUCGCCACGUGUCCCGACCAUGUCGCUCACACGUUCGUAUUUCUCUAUUACAAAAAAAAGGAAACGAAUCAAAAUGUUUUUUGAUCGUAACCGGGAAAAAAAAAACGAUUUUUCGCAACGAAACUUUCCACAAUCAACGGAUAUAGAGAGAGAUCUCUGCGAAUCGUUUAAAUCGUCUUCUAAUUUCGUUUCGGUCUCUUCGUAAAGGAUUCACCUUUGAGUGGUUUUGCGUUCCAUUUUAUUAGGUACGUCAAGCUCGAAACUUUCGAUUCAUUGGCUUUCGUAAAUGUGAUUAAUCUGGGAAUUGAGUUGAAUUUAGAGAACCCUAUUGCUUCAUUUUUGUUUUCGUAUUUUGGUUUUAUUGAAUUUGCCUCUGGUUCUUACUGGAAUGGUGGUUGUUUAGUCUUGAGAUUGAUCCCAUGUGAAAAGUUAGUAUUUUUGUGGCGUCGUCAUGGAUUUGGAGAGUGAAAGCUCUGUUCUUGAAUCUGUUGAAGAUAAUAAUGGUUUGAUUGGUGAUCUUGAUAAAGAGUUGAAUUCACCGGUUGAGACUUCUCCUCUUAUAUCAAAAGGAUUUGGUUUAAGAAAAUGGAAGAGGAGGUUAAGGAGAGAUCUUGUUAAGGAUGAUACUUCUGUGAGUAUGGAGAAUAGUAAAGCUCUGAAGAGGGUGUUGUCAGGAUUAGUUGAUCCGAAUGCUAAACAAAUGCAUUUGCCAGGACCUGAAGUUAGACAAGAUAGUGUUGGUUCUGUUGGCUCGGUGAAUAGUGUGGUUGGUUUUGUAAUGGGUGGGGAGAGUUAUGGCAAUGGUCUUGCUUUUGCAGCUGGUGUUGAUUCGGAUAACAGUGAGGAUCGGAGUAGUACAAUGAGUCAUUCUUGGGACAAACAUAGAGGAAAGGUCUCGGGUGGGAAGAGUGUGAUUAGUUCGGGGGAUAGUAGUCAACAAAGGAAGAGUAGUGUAGAGAAGAGUAAUAAACUUAGAGGAGAAAGGAUCAAAAUUGAGAAGGAAAACUCUCAUUCCAGCAUGGAAUCUGCUGACUCAAGAAGCUCCAACUUUGUGUUUAUGCAGGGUGCUUCCUAUAGUUUGAGUAGCAGAGAACAAGGCGGAAGAAGAAUGAUGGAUUAUGACGAUGAAAAUAGUGAUCAUGACGCACAUACUUCGAAGAGAAAGGAUAACGUGGAAGAAGAAGAAGAAGAAACAGAAGACUAUUCACAAGGAGACUGUGUUGAAGAGUCUCAAAUCAAGAGCAAUGGUUCAUCAGACAAUCUGGAUCCAUUAAUAGUAGCCGUCAACAGUUUCCAGACUUUGCAAGAAGCCCUCCAAAAAGAACUUCAAAAAUUCCAAGAGCUUGGGAAAGAAGAACCUAUAACAUCACUGCAUGAUGGAGGAGAAAGCAGCAGUUGCAUACACGCAGGACACGAAGGAGCUAGUGAAGCAAGCUCUUCUUACCGGUUUGGGUCUGAAAAGAUGGGAGAAAUGGAAUUAACUUCUCUAGAUUCCGAGAUACUAAACCUGGUGAACAAUGUAGAGCAUCUGGAGAUCAAACUAGAAGAAGCAAAGCGUAUUCUCGAGGUUAAAGAAACACAAAUCCGUGAACUCGAAUCUACCAUAAACGUUUCAGAGACGUGUAACGGAGGAACAGAGAUCGGGAUAGAAGACAUCUUCCAGCAAAAGGUGGAGGCAGAGAUUGAAUAUAUCAUAUUCUCAAGAUCAGUGGGAAACCUAAAGAGACGGAUCAAACUGAUUGAAGAAGAGAAGACAUUGGGGCUAUCAAAGCUUGAUAAAGCAGAAACAAAAGCUGAGAAUCUAAAGAAUCAAGCUCAAGAUUUACAAAACCAUUGUGUAGAGAUCACAGAGAUUCAAGAAGUGGAGUGCCUGAAGAAGAGAGCAUUUAAGACCACUAGAUGUCUUCUUCUACAGUUAGGCUUGCUCUUUAUACUGUAUUAUUCUCUGUUACCAGAACCGGAGAUUGCUGUUCCCACAUGAUAGUUUUGUUUGAUGGAAUCUGUUUUUAUCUAUAUUUAUACAAGUUUUGUAUUUAUAUAUAUUGUAACAUUUUGGCUCCAAUAGACCCAACUCUUCUUUGCUUUCUACUUUGUGUUUCUGCGUGCUGCAUUGUCAUGACGUCAGUGUGUAUGUAUAAAAUUGUUGCCUCUUUGUCAACUUUGCCAUCAUUUUCCAUAA